AUCCAGAGGCAGCAGACCAUCAACUUGGUGGUGGUCCCCUGUAAUGUGGACAUCGCCACCACAGAGGCGCUGAGCAUGGCUCACGAGGUGGACCCCGAUGGAGACAGGACCAUAGGGAUCCUGACCAAACCGGACCUGGUGGACAAGGGCGCCGAAAAAAAUGUGGUGAACGUGGCGCAGAACCUCACGUACCGCCUCAAGAAGGGCUACAUGAUAGUCAAGUGCCGGGGCCAGCAGGAGAUCACCGACAGGCUGAGCCUGGCGGAGGCCACCAAGAAAGAAAUGAUGUUCUUCCAGACGCACCCGUAUUUCAGAGUCCUCCUGGAGGAAGGCAAGGCCACGGUGCCCCGUCUGGCGGAAAGACUCACCACCGAGCUCAUCUGGCACAUCAACAAAUCACUCCCGCUGCUAGAAAAUCAGAUCAGGGAGAGCCACCUGAGCGCUGUGGAGGAGCUGCGCCAGUGCGGGGAGCACAUCCCCAACACCGACGCCGACAAAAUGUUCUUUCUGGUCGAGAAAAUUAAAGUGUUUAAUCGGAACAUUGAAAGGUUAGUAGAUGGAGAAGAAGUCGUGAAGGAAAAAGAGACCCGCUUAUACAACAAACUCAGGGAGGAGUUUAAAAACUGGGUCCUCGUACUUGCAGCCAAUUCCCAAAAAGUUAAAAAUAUUAUCCACGAAGAAGUCUCAAAAUAUGAAAACCAGUACCGGGGCAAAGAGCUUCUUGGGUUUGUCAACUACAAGACGUUCGAGACCAUCGUGCAGCAGUACAUCCAGCAGCUGGUGGAGCCCGCCCUGAGCAUGCUGCAGAAGACUGUGGAAACCGUCCGGCAAACGUUCAUUGACACGGCCAAAACACAUUUUGGCGAAUUUUCCAACCUUAACCAAACAGCCCGGAACAAGAUUGAAGACAUCAAAACAAAGCAAGCAGAGACAGCAAUGAAUAUGAUCCACCUGCAGUUCAGGAUGGAGCAGCUCGUUUACUGUCAAGACCAGAUUUACAGCGAGAUUCUGCAAAGAAUUCGGGAGCAGGCUUUUAACACGGACGGAAGCAUGUCACAGGCUCCUUCCCUGAAACUGUCUGCUUCCAAUAACUCAUCUUCUGUUUCCUCCAUCACUGAGAUCGGGAUGCACCUGAACGCAUACUUCUUGGAGACCAGCAAGCGGCUCGCCAACCAGAUCCCAUUCAUAAUUCAGUAUUUUAUGCUCCAAGAGAACGGCGAUUACUUGCAGAAAGCCAUGAUGCAGAUACUCCAGGAAAAGGAUCAGUAUUCCUGGCUGCUUCAGGAGCAGAACGAGACCGCCCUCAAGAGGAAAUUCCUUAAGGAGAAGAUUUACCGGCUCACCCAGGCGCGGCGCGCUCUCUAUAAAUUCUCCUCUUAAAGGGGGCAGAUAGAUGGGAGGGUAAUAAUACUUGGGAGUUUUAUCUUCUGUGCAUUCAUUGGAAGGGGAUGUGGCGCAGGGAGUGGCUUCUGGUUCGGGGCCCGCCUUUCCCGUUGCUGUGUGUCCAUCUUCGCUGAACUGCCCCAGAGUUUAGAUCUGAAGUCUACACUUGCUUAGAGCUGUCACCUGCACCUGCGUGAACAGAUGUCUCUCCAGUCCCUGGCCCCAUUGCCUCCAGUUACAACUUUCUUAUCUACUGCUGUCACUCCUUGUUCACUUGUCUCUCCCCACCCAUCAGAUUAGGAGACCCCCCCCCCCAGAGGAAAAGUCAGUAUUAUAUUCUUCUUCCGUAUUUCCAGAAUCUUGCAUGGCACCUGGCACAUAGUAGCCGCUCAAUAAAUGCUAUCUCAUUGCACAAAGGAAGGAUGGAGAUCACCUGAGGCCAUGGCUGGAAUCGGACUUUGCUUAUUGGGGAUGAUGUCCCUUAGCUGGUCACUUUCAGAUGAAUUGGGUCAUGCCGCCUGCUGUGAUCACAUUUCCCAGCUCCCCCUGGGAGAGACGGACCUGAAUGAUAGAUACUAUUAUUAAUUAUAUUGUUUCCCUAGUUACAACAAGCUCCCGUUGCUACGUGUUAUUUUUUUACUUUUUUAUUGAAUUUAUUGGGAUUACUUCUGUUACAUGUUAAAUCUUAAAGGGAAAUUUAAUAAUAAAAAAUUUUUAAAGAAAAGUUAUAGAGCUUCACACAGUGGUCAUCUCUAGGUUGGAGGACUGUGGCUAUUUAAUUUCUUCUUCCAGUUAAGCGAUCCCCACCUCAUAGGAAUUUUAGGAGGGUUAAGUGAAACCAUUUCUACAAACUUCCUGUCCCAGGAGCUUGUGCUAAGAAAUGCCAGCAAUUCUUCCCUCCAGCAAAGACCUCCUUUUUUCUUUAUUUCUAUGUUCACAGAGCAGCCCUCACUACUGAAGCUCUUCCGCCUGCUCUUAUGUUUAGUUCUCUGAUACUUUUUGAGCCAAUUGUUGUAGAUAACAGUCCAAUUUCAUUCUUGUGCAUGUGGAUGUUCAGUUUGCCCAGCCCCAGUGGUUGAAAAAAACUGUCCUGGCACCUUGUCAAAAAGAAUCUGACCAUAUGUGCGAAGGCUUAUUUCUGGGCUCUCUGUUCCAUUCCAUCAGUCUAUAUGUCUGUCUGUAUGCCAGCACCACAGCUUUGAUAACUGUAGCUUUGCAGUAUGUUUUGAAAUGAAGGAGUGUGAGCCUUUCAGCUUUGUUCGUCGUUCUCAGCAUUAUUUUGGUUAUUUGUAGUCCCUUAGGGUUCCAUAUGAAUUUUAGGAUGGGUUAUUUUUUAUCUCUGCAGAAAAUGUCAUUGGGAUUUUAUAGGCAUUGCAUUAAAUCCACAGAUCAUUUUGGAUAGUAUUUGCAUUUUAACAAUAUUAAGUCUUCCAUUCCAUAAACACAGGAUGUCUUUCCACUCAUUUAUACCUAUUUUAAUUUCUUGAAGCAAUGUUUUGUAGUUUUCAUUGUACAAGUCUUUCACUUCCUUGGUUAAGUUAGUUCCUACGUUUUUUAUUCCUUUUGAUGGUAUUGUAAAUAUAACUGUUUUCUUAAUUUUCUUUUCUAAUUAUUCAUUAUUAGUCUACAAAAAUUCAACUGAUUUUUAUGUGUCCAAUUUGUACCUUGCCACUUUGUUAAAUUCAUUUAUUAGUUAAAACAGUUUUUUGGUGUUUUUGUGUGUUUGUGUGUGUGUGUGGAAUCUUUAUGGCUUUCUACCUACAAAUUCAUAUCAUCUGAAUGUUAUCUCUUUACCUUGCUUAAAUGCUCAGGCUAGAACUUUCAACACUAUGUGGAAUGAAAGUGCCAAAAGUGGGGAUUCUUGUCUUGUAAAGCUAUUCUGGUUUUAAAGAACUUUUGUCAUAUUGAAGCUAAAGAUGAAGAGAAUUUAAAAGACAAAACAUUAGUUUAGGUAUUCUUUGCUUUUAAAAAAAAUUUGGCUUCUCCCCCUUAUUGUAUGAGUUAGUCAGUACAGAGAGUCAGUGGCAGAGCUGAAGAGAAGAAUCAAAUCUCCUCAGAUUAUAAAUACUGUUGUGAAAACAGUCUGAGAAAAUAAAGUCUGGAGCUUAAUA
This is a messenger RNA of Myotis lucifugus (little brown bat), 3494 nucleotides long. Its product is annotated as interferon-induced GTP-binding protein Mx2-like. The record is from RefSeq and is a predicted model, not a curated record. Gene Ontology annotation, cellular component: nucleus; microtubule; membrane. NCBI's taxonomy places the organism in Eukaryota, Metazoa, Chordata, Mammalia, Chiroptera, Vespertilionidae. Gene Ontology annotation, biological process: defense response to virus. Gene Ontology annotation, molecular function: microtubule binding; GTPase activity; GTP binding.